Molecule: messenger RNA, 1942 nt
Organism: Ceratotherium simum simum (southern white rhinoceros)
Lineage: Eukaryota; Metazoa; Chordata; Mammalia; Perissodactyla; Rhinocerotidae
Gene: RUSF1
Product: RUS family member 1
Source: RefSeq, a predicted model, not a curated record
AGGAAGAGAUCCGGCAUGGCUGACGACGCGAGUCUUGAGGCCCCGCUGUGCUCCGAGCAGUUCGGCUCCGGGGCGGCCCGGAGCUGCUGCGCCGCCGCCGACGGGGGCCUGCAGUGGGAGGCCUGGGGGUGGCGCUGGUGGGGGUUCUCUGGGCCUGUCACAGUAAAACCCGAAGGACGAGAUGGGGGUGGAGAGGGGGCUCCCGGGACCGCCUCACCGCUUCUCUCCCGGCUCCUGGCCGUGUUCCUGCCACAGGGCUUCCCCGAUAGCGUCAGCCCGGACUAUCUGCCCUACCAGCUAUGGGAUUCUGUGCAGGCUUUUGCUUCCAGCCUCUCCGGCUCCCUGGCCACCCACGCAGUCUUGCUAGGCAUAGGGGUAGGGAACGCAAAAGCUUCUGUUUCAGCUGCCACGGCCACCUGGCUCGUGAAAGAUUCAACUGGCAUGCUGGGCCGCAUCGUCUUUGCCUGGUGGAAGGGGAGCAAACUGGACUGUAAUGCCAAGCAGUGGAGGCUUUUUGCUGACAUCCUCAAUGAUGUAGCCAUGUUUCUUGAGAUUAUGGCUCCUGUAUACCCAAUCUGUUUCACCAUGAUCGUCUGCACCAGCAACCUGGCCAAGUGCAUUGUAAGCGUGGCUGGCGGGGCCACCCGGGCUGCACUGACCAUGCACCAGGCCCGGAGAAACAACAUGGCCGAUGUGUCAGCCAAGGAUAGCAGUCAGGAGACGCUGGUAAACCUGGCAGGGCUCCUGGUCAGCCUCUUGAUGCUUCCUCUGGUGUCAGAUUCCCCUGGCUUCAGCCUUGGUUGUUUCUUCCUCCUCACUGCCCUCCACAUCUACGCCAACUACCGGGCAGUCCGAGCCCUUGUCAUAGAGACCUUGAACGAGGGCCGGCUCUGGCUGGUCCUGAAGCACUUCCUUCAGAGUGGAGAGGUUCUUGGCCCCACUUCAGCCAAUCAGAUGGAACCACUGUGGACAGGUUUCUGGCCAUCUGUGUCUCUAUCUUUGGGCGUCCCCCUACACUGCUUGAUCUCCAGUGUCUUUGAGCUGCAACAGCUGGUUGAGGGGCACCAAGAACCCUACCUCCUUCACUGGGACCAGUCAAAAAACCAUGUACAGGUAGUUCUGAGCCAGAUGGCAGGCCCUGAGACCGUCCUGAGGGCCGCCACACACGGGCUGGUGCUUGGAGCCCUGCGGGGAGAUGGGCCCCUCCCGGGAGAGCUGGAGGAACUGAGGAACCGAGUACAGGCAGGUCCUGAGAAAGAGAGCUGGGUCAUCGUCAGGGAGACGCACCGAGUGUUGGACAAGCUAUUCCCAAAGUUCUUGAAAGGGGCAGCCCAGAGUCUCCUCCCCAGCAGUCCCGGCAGCACCCCCAUGACCUCUCCCCAGGAUUGCAGGAUGCGGGCUGGAAGACUGAGAAGCACCAGCUAGAGGUGGAUGAGUGGAGGGCCACAUGGCUCCUGUCUCCAGAAAAGAAGUUCUCAUGAGCAGCCCAGACAGAGGUCCAGGUCCCAGGACAGGAGCCUGGAGCAAGGACACUUUGGCCACAGCAGAACGUGGGAAAGGCAGCUUUAUUUUUGCUUAGGGGAACUGCGUGGCAGGUUGGCCAGGGCCUCAGAGGAAGUGACUGCCAGUCAGAUGGACUGGACCCCAGGCAGAGACAAGGUGGAGAGAAGGGGAACCAGGGCCUUCCCCCUCCCCCUCCUGCCCCACUCCCUUCUCACCACUGCAGGCUCCUCACCCCCACUCAUUGUGAGGCUGAGCCCUGCCCUGGCUGUGGCUUAUGGUGUCCAACACAGUUGGCCUCAGGCAUAAAAGCCCCAGAGGAACAUGGCCACAGCCAUCAUGAGCAGGGCAUUGAUGUUCACCACACGGGCCCAGCUCGGGUCCUCACUGAUGUCUUCCAGCCGCCUGGCUGCUGCAGCCACCUCCUCCUGGGUAGGAGCUG